AUGGUCUUGUCCGACACCGCACUAUUUGCCAAAUCGACAAGUUCCACUCUGACACCAAGGCAAAGUUCAGGGGAGCAAGUCUUCUCCUGCACCACAGCCUUCCUCCAUCUUUACUAUGGCCGCCGCUUCCUCGUCUCUCACCCCCGCUUCCCCCGCCCGCUCAGUGCGCUCUCUCUCUCCCCCUUGCUCUACUUGCAUAAUGCCACCUUGGCAGAGGAUGGCAAAGAGAGGACACACAGCUUCAGAAUCCCUCCAGACCCCACCAGCGGCAGCUGCUCAUGGGUUUACCACAGCAAACAAAGAGGCAGAAACAAACCAGCCACACUGUGCCACACACACCAGUGA
Messenger RNA from Knipowitschia caucasica, 345 nucleotides. Lineage: Eukaryota; Metazoa; Chordata; Actinopteri; Gobiiformes; Gobiidae. The record is from the annotation of a GenBank genome assembly.